AUGUUGAUUGGCAUGAAAUAUUCUGCUCCCAAAGCAAUUGUAAUCUCUCUACAUUUUCCCAAGUCACGAUCCCCAUACAUUGGUACACAUUUCCAUGUGGAGUGCUACGAAGGGGAUGGUCCGUGGAAGCACCUUUUACAGCCCGCCGAGUGUUGGUGUUCAAAACUUCUAACUGGGAAGAAGAAGUGCGCCACAACAGCUCGCCACCACGGCAUGCCGAGGACAUUCGAAGUUCCAAUGUCGAUAAUGGGAAUUCACAACCACAAGCGUAUAUUGAAUAGAGGAAUUUUCAUUUUUGUGCCAAAUCGCAUUUACUUCAUCAAUAACCGUGAGUUUCUCCUUACUCGCAGAACAUGCGUGUAUUUUGACACAACAGCCAAUACCUUUCCAAAAAAAAAAAAAAAACACAUGUACGAUGGUAGGAACCAAGUGUUCGCAUUUAUGCACCAUCAAAACCUCUUAUUCAGUAGAAAUAAAAAGUUUGAAGGAAACGAAAAGAAAGAACCAAAUCCCUUUUGA
This is a messenger RNA of Trypanosoma brucei brucei TREU927, 519 nucleotides long. RefSeq lists its product as hypothetical. Lineage: Eukaryota; Euglenozoa; Kinetoplastea; Trypanosomatida; Trypanosomatidae. The record is from RefSeq and is a predicted model, not a curated record. The transcript has a single exon. Bases 1 to 519 code for a protein of 172 amino acids.